ACGUGUGCGUCAGUGUUUUAUCGUUGCGUGUCAGUCAUCCGUGCGCCAGUGGAGUUGGUCAGUUACUGAUGCACAGAGGCAGGCAAAUCUUAAAUAACAUUGAAUAUGGGGCGUAAGGACGGCUCGUGGAUCCUACCGCUGGUUCUGGUGGGUUUGUUACAACCUUGUUUUGGCGAAUCGUUAAAAGAGGUCUGUGACCCAUCCAUUGAUGGAACCAUCUACAACUACAAAGCAAACACCUUGAACGGGACGCAUACCGUGUCCUUCAGCGAGUACAAAGGGAAAACUGUCCUCUUUGUCAACGUGGCCAGUUACUGAGGGCUAACCUUCCAGUACUUGGAGUUGAAUGCACUACACCAGGAACUGAAGGAUUAUGGCUUCACCAUCCUAGGCUUUCCCUGCAAUCAGUUUGGCUUACAAGAACCAGGGAAAAACCAUGAAAUUUUGCCAACUUUAGAGCAUGUUAGACCGGGCAAUGGAUUUGUUCCAAACUUCCUGUUGUUGGAGAGAGGCGAUGUGAACGGUGAAGAUGAACAGUGCGUCUACACUUUCCUAAAGGCGUCCUGCCCUCCAGUAGGGGACAGCUUCGGGAACCCAACCAACCGGCUCUUCUGGGAAACUCUGAAGAUAAGCGACAUCAAGUGGAACUUUGAGAAGUUCCUAGUGGGCCCAGACGGGAAGCCUGUGAUGAGAUGGUAUCCCAGGGUAAAUGUGUCCGAAGUCCGGACUGACAUCUUCAAAUACCUCCGCCAACUCCUUUCACAGCAGAACUUCAACUAAAGGAUACAGGACCAGAAUACGACCUGGGAAUGUGUGAAGUGGAUACACCUCCCUCCCCCAAUGUGAUGUGGGCACUAUACUUUGAUCUUUGUCAAAACCAUUUAUUUUUUACCUUCCUAGACUAGGAUACAACCUUAAAACUAUACUGUAUGUUUGUUGUGUAGCACAACAAAGUGAGUCUAGCAGCUGCUUCUUCUUCUUGUCAUAUCACUGCAGGUGGCAGGUAACAGAUGUAGGUCUAGUAGGCUGCAUGUUGUAUGACGGUGGGGCUUGAAAACAGUUCUUCUGUGGUGCCUUGCCCGAGUUUAGGAUCCAGGUGAGCUUGUUAGUGCAUUCAGGCUCUCUGUGGGAUCCCAAAGCCAUGCCAUGUUCUACCGACACACUCCUGUUACCUGUUACUCAGUAUAUGCUUAUUACACUUAAUAAAUCAUGAAAUCGCAAA
This is a messenger RNA of Hypomesus transpacificus, 1222 nucleotides long. RefSeq names its product glutathione peroxidase 3 (gene gpx3). The record is from RefSeq and is a predicted model, not a curated record. Gene Ontology annotation, biological process: response to oxidative stress. Lineage: Eukaryota; Metazoa; Chordata; Actinopteri; Osmeriformes; Osmeridae. Gene Ontology annotation, molecular function: glutathione peroxidase activity. The transcript is spliced from 5 exons.